Nezara viridula (southern green stink bug) is the source of this 2704-nucleotide messenger RNA. The record is from the annotation of a GenBank genome assembly. NCBI's taxonomy places the organism in Eukaryota, Metazoa, Arthropoda, Insecta, Hemiptera, Pentatomidae.
GCUUUUUCCUCUCUUCCAUAUACUUUCUUUGAUUACACAUUAUUCCUUUAUUCCAUUGAAGAAUGCUUAUUUUAUCAAUUUUCAUCAUCUUGACUAUUGAUUGCUCUUCAGUAACCUGUAUUUUGUAGGUGUUAUAUUAUUUUUAUGGUUUCCACUAAGCUCAGUUAUUUAUUUAGUUCAAAACUAAAAACAAAGAAUAAAAAAUUUCAUAUACAGGUUAGUAAUAUAGUGAAAACAUUCUUCCAGAUCUUCCAGUUUAAUAAAAAGAAUGUGGGAAUACAAAAAGGAUGAUGAUUUUGGAUGGCUACUUGAAGAUUUGAUACAAAAAGUGUUGUUUGAUGCGAAAUGUUUAACAAUUAUUUCUGACAGGUUUUAUAAUGAUAUGUUUACAACUAAAAUGUUUCAGAAAUUAUCUGCCAUUCCAAUCUUUGUGAUUUUGAUAGGAGAGAAUGAAGAUUUACUCUCACCGAACUAUAAGACAUUAUCAGUUAUUUUGCAGGCAAGGCGAAAAGGUUGUGAUGUAUACAUUAUUUUGAUAGCAAAUGCAGAUGAAACUAUCCGAUUUCUCAGAUUUGGAGAUAGGCAUAGGGUUAUUGACACAAGAGCUAGAUUUUUUUUGUUACAUGACGUAAGAUUAUAUCAUAAAGAUUAUUAUUAUUUGUGGAAAAAAAUUGUGAAUGUGAUUUUCAUUCGAAAAUUUUUUGAGGUAAACAGAUAUGAACUCAUGACUGUCCCCUUUCCAUCUCCCAUAGAACAUAGUUGGAAGCCUAUGAGAAUUGAUUCUUGGAAAUAUGGAAAAUACCAGAAAAAUAAUGAACUUUUUAUUGAUAAGACAUCAGAUUUAAGAGGUGAAAUUGUUCAUGUUGCUGUCUUUGAGUAUAUGCCUUCAGUAUUGAAGAAAGUAGCUGAAGAUGAUCAAAAUGGAAAUGUCAUGGCUGGGGAUUCUAUGCCAAUUGAAUAUAGUGGCCUGGAAGUCUUGAUACUUGAAAGCUUAUCUCAUGCUAUGAACUUUCAGAUAUUAAUAUAUGAACCGACUAACAGUAAAACAGAAGCUUGGGGAAAACAACAAUUGAAUGGAAGUUAUACAGGCCUCUUGGGAGAAAUGGUUUCUGGCAGAGCUGAUUUCGCACUUGGAAAUUUUCUUUAUACACCAAAAAAUAUAAAACUUCUUGACCUUAGUAUACCAUAUAUUACUCAAUGCUUUACAUUUUUGACUCCCGAAUCAACCACAGACAAUACAUGGAAAACUUUAAUAUUACCGUUUAAAAAGUUUAUGUGGAUAGGUGUUAUGCUAACACUGGCUGUUAGUAGUUUGGUAUUUUAUGUGCUGGCUAACUUCCAUAAACACUAUGAAAAUGGGAGAACUAACAUAAUUCCCAAGUGUAUUUUUGGGAAAACAUUAAGGAUCUGGCCAAAAAAAAAUAAACUGUCACCUAAAUUAUUACCAUUGAAUGUCAAAAGAGAAAUACCCCCAGGUUUAUAUUUGUUUGAUGGAAUUGGAAGUAGUUUAAUAAACGCCUAUAGCAUGCUUCUUUUAGUGUCAUUGCCAAAAAUGCCUUCUGGAUGGUCAUUAAGAAUGUUAACUGGAUGGUGGUGGCUUUAUUGCAUUCUUGUAACAGUUGCAUACAGAGCCAGCAUGACAGCAAUAUUAGCUAAUCCAGCCCAACGUGUAACUAUUAACACAUUAGAGGAGCUAGCUUCAAGCCCAAUCUCAUGUGGAGGCUGGGGUGAACAAAAUAAGGAAUUCUUCACUACAUCAUUAGAUUCAGCGGGUCAAAGGGUUGGCCAUAAAUUUGAAGUUGUUUAUGACAGUAAUGUGAGCAUAAGUAGAGUUGCUCAGGGUAACUUUGCUUAUUAUGAAAACAUAUACUUCCUUCAUUAUGCUAAAGUGACACAGAAAUCAAUGACAGUAUUCGAAAAUGACACUAUAGAAAACAAUUCUCAUAAUUUAGAAGGCAAAAAGGAUUUACAUAUUAUGAGUGACUGUGUCAUCAAUAUGCCAAUUUCUUUAGGACUACAAAAGAAUUCACCUUUAAAACCCAGGGUAGAUAAGUUUUUGCAAAGAGUGAUUGAAGCCGGAUUGGUAAAAAAGUGGUUGGCUGAUGUAAUGUUAACUACUGUAGUAGCAGAAGCACCAUUUGAAAAAAACAAUAUUAAUGCUGUUAUGGACUUGAAAAAAUUUGUUGGUGCAUUAGUAGCAUUAGGAAUUGGAUAUGGAUUAGGUAUUAUUUCACUUAUUAUUGAAAAUGUUUAUUGGUAUUAUGUAGUACAAAAGAAUCCACUAUUUGAUAGAUAUAGACAGGAUUGUAAUAGAAAAUGUUAAUAAAAAGAAAUUAUAUAAGACCAAAUCAUGAAUUUAUAAAAUUUAAUUAUCGCAAAUUAGUCAAUUUAAAGAUAUUUUAAUAGCUAAGUAAGAAGAAAAUAUUAGUUGUUAAAUAGUUUGUUAUUAGAAUAAUUUAUAACUGAUUGCUGCUUCCAAUACAAGAACACUGAUGUUCUGACUCAACACUCUUGGCCACAACAGCCCCACAUUUAGAUAUAUAUCUGUUUUAGUUCUACAAAGAUCCUUUUGGACAUGAUGGACUUUAAGACAGUUUAGUCAUUUAGAAAAUAUAACACGUCAACACAAAAGAUGAUUAUACCAUAGUCCAGCAUUUUAUUAGAAAGGAAUAAAAAUAAAUUGUAGCAAUACUUAAUCAUUUAU